UCAACAGAUAUAAGUGAGCCAUGGAUCGGAAGUUCAUUCUCCCUAAAGCUGCCGUCCUCGUCAUGUUUCUGUCAUGCGUAAUGAGCUUUACGAUACGAAAGCGGUCCUCCCAGAGCCCCUCGGAACUUACCAAAGCCCUCAAAGUAUUGCAGCGUCAACGGCGACGAGUAGAUAUGAGCGAGUACCUUCGGAACAACCUCGAUGCUAUGCAAGACUCAUUUGACCCGUACGAGGAGUAUGGAGCAUUAGAUGGCAGGUACAGUCUUGAGGAUCUCCUACCAGCCUAUCAGCAAUACCUCGAGGAGCUCGAACAGGACGGAGAGCAGGAAAUGCCGAAUGGAACACCCUCGAUUGAUGAAUUAAAAAGCCUUUUUGGAACGUCAGGAAAGGAACAUAAUUCCGUACUAGAAGAAGCUAUCAAAGUUAAAGAUGAUAGUCACUCCGCUAAUAGAAAAAUUACGAAAUCACAAAUGGAAAAAUUAUUAAAUCAAGUGAAAGAUGAGGAGACGCAAGAAACAGAGGAAACAAUGAAAUCUGAGACACCUUCUAUAAUUGAGGAGACUGGUAACAAAGAUCCGUCAGAGGUCGCGCCUAAACCGGAAGUAGUAACUAAAGAGGAACUGAAGGACUUGUUUGGGGGAGAUGAAUCACCAGAAGCGACGAACGAUACACCGUCGGAUUCUGAAGAUAGCCAGGAGGGGGUAAAUAGUUCAACUGGUGAGGAAAUGGUACCGCAGAUUAACUCGUUCCCUGCCGAAAAGAAGAAGAAAGUAGCAAAGCGAGACAAUGGAGAGACAUUGAGAUCGGAAGAAGCUGAUUUGCAUAACGAGAUUGCUCUUCUUCAUUUGAUGGAAGGAAUCGAAGAUCAGGAAAUCGACAACCUUGCCUCGGCUCUCAAGGAAGCUACUAUGUCACAAAUGGAGGGGACAGAUUCUUAUCUCAGACCUGAGUACAAAGACAUAGAAAAGGCGAUCAGAAACGAGGAAAUUCUUCAGGAACUUAAAUCAAAUCCAUCAAUUGCACUACAAAUAGCUUCACUGGCGCAACUGGCAGAGGAAAAUGGACUGGAUCAAGAGGAGGAGGAUGAAGAGGAAGAUAUCGACGACGAUAGCAACGAUGUAAUUGAUAAACGAACCGAAAUUGAAUCCAACGUUGACGACGAAAAACCUACAUAUGAAGAUGGAAUGGGAAGAUGGUACGAACAUCCACUGCCAACUGACGAGGACGAAAUUGAUGAAAAAG
Mizuhopecten yessoensis (Yesso scallop) is the source of this 1242-nucleotide messenger RNA. Its product is annotated as FK506-binding protein 5-like. The record is from RefSeq and is a predicted model, not a curated record. The transcript has 2 exons. NCBI's taxonomy places the organism in Eukaryota, Metazoa, Mollusca, Bivalvia, Pectinida, Pectinidae. The annotation marks the transcript as partial.